GGAAAUAAACAUUAGAAAGAAAGUGCUUUGCUCGAGGCAAGCCGUAAGGCGGCGGGCGCGAGCAACACAGCGACGGACGCGUUCUGUUUGUAAACGGGCGGCGCGCCUCAGUGGUGUGUGUGUUCGGCAACCGCUCCAGAAAUGUCGUCGCCGGUGAUGGGAACGACGCGGCGGAGAACUGCUCGGCGAUCAGUGGUGUGAGACGCGACCUACGGCCGUGUCGCGAUGUCGACGAAGAGGCUCUGCGAUCGGUGACUGCCCGCCCCGCCAGCGCCGGACUUGGCGGAGGGGCUCGUCCGAGCUUCUCGGUCGCCGCCAACAUGGCGACCUUUUCCCACUGGGUUUGGGUCGUCGUUUGGACGCAGUUCGUGCUUUUCCUGACGCUUUUGUCGCCGGUGAACGGGCAGAGGGUUCUCUGUCCGUUAGGGUGCUCGUGCCUGGGCUCUUUCGUCGACUGCUCUCGACGCGGAUUGACCAAAAUACCGACGGAUUUGCCGACGUGGGUCGAGAUUCUGGAACUUCAGCACAACAACAUCGCCCAAGUUCCGCCGGAGUCUCUUCUCAACUUGACGCAACUCAGACAACUAGACCUAAGCCACAACAACCUUUCCAACCUGGAUGCCAUUGGAGUGCAGCAGGUUCCAUCUCUCAGGCAGCUAAAAAUAUCGCACAAUCAUCUGAUCGAAAUUCCUGACCUGGGCAACCUUCAGCAUCUUGGAGAACUUCAUCUGGCCCACAAUGAGAUCCAGAGCCUGGGGCAGAACCUGCUCAAGUACCCGAGUCUGAGGAGUCUCGACCUAAGCUUCAACAAGAUCACAGUCAUCCCCAUGGGCGUCUUUACCAACAGCUCCAGGCUGCUUCAACUGUCUCUAAACUCUAACAAGGUGUCGAGCGUAGAAAAGGGUUCCCUGGACAACCUGACGAGCUUGGAAACAUUGAGGCUCAACAAGAACCACCUUGUUACCAUUCCCAAGGACCUGUUUCUCAAACUGCAGGCCCUCAAGCAGCUAGAACUGAACAAAAACCGAAUCCGAGCGAUUGAGGGCCUCAGUUUCAAGGGUCUGGAGUCGUUGGAGUCCCUGAGUCUCCGCAGGAACAGCAUCAGCCACCUGUCCGACGGGGCCUUCUACUACCUUGGCAAGAUCCAGAACCUAAACCUCGACUUCAACAACAUCACAGUUGUGACCAAGGGCUGGUUGUAUGGCCUCUCUGCCUUAAAGUUGUUGAACCUGACCGGCAACAGCAUCACCGAAGUGGGCAUGGACGGUUGGGAGUACUGCCGGAAGUUGACACACUUGGACCUGACUUCCAACAAGCUGCAGGCCAUUACCACUAGCACAUUUGCAAAGGCAGAGUCCCUUCGCUUCCUCUAUCUUGGCCACAACAUGGUCUCCUACAUAGAGGAAGGUGCCUUCAAACACCUGAAUCACCUCAAGACCUUGCACCUGGACCACAAUGAGAUCUCGUGGACCAUGGAGGACACCAACGGCCCUUUCUUGGGCCUAAGCAGCCUGGUGCAGCUGACGCUGUCGGACAACUCCAUCAAGUCUCUGACGCCGAGGGCCUUUGCGGGCCUCGGGAGGUUGCAGUCCCUGGACCUCUCUGGCAACCCCGUGGCCACCAUCCACCAGAGCACCUUCGCACCACUCCGCAGGAGGCUCACGAACCUUAAGCUGGACAGUGGGAGCCUGCUGUGCGACUGCAACCUGCGCUGGCUGCCCGCCUGGAUCGUGAGCAUGGGCUUUCAGGGGAAGGUGCAGGUGCGCUGCGGUCACCCCCUGCCCCUCCAGGGGCGCCUCGUGCUCGACGUCGGCUCGGAGAACUUCACCUGUGACGACUUCCCCAAGCCCCAGAUCCUUGAGAGUCCAGAGACCCAGAUUGCGCUCAAGGGACAAAACAUCACCCUCGUCUGCAGGGCAGCCACGGCAAGCAGCUCUACACUGGAGUUUCAGUGGAGAAAAGAGCAGAAACUGCUCUCGAAUCUGGAGAUGGAGCUUCACGCUAGUGCAGAGCCCAACGGUGUGACGGUGUACACGAGCCAUCUGCACCUGCGCAACAUCCAGGACAAAGACGAGGGCCGCUACCAGUGCGUCAUCCGGAACCAGUUUGGUUCCGUGUACUCCAACCAGUCGCACAUCAGCGUCUAUGUGUUCCCGAUGUUCGUAAGGACCCCCACCAACGUGACGGUGCGUGCGGGGGGCACUGCCCGCCUGGAGUGCGGGGCCGUGGGCCAGCCGACCCCGACGGUAGCUUGGCAGAAAGACGGGGGUGACGACUUCCCCGCGGCCAGGGAGCGCCGCAUGCACGUCAUGCCCACGGACGACGUCUUCUUUGUCGUGGGGCUCAAGGCGGCCGAUUCCGGGGUCUACACAUGCACGGCGCACAACCCUGCCGGCAUGGUGCGCGCCAGUGCCACCCUGACGGUGCUCGAGGCCCCGGCGUUUGUGCGUCCGAUGAAGAGCAAGCAGGUGCACGCGGGGGACUCCGCGCUGCUGGAGUGCAUGUCCUCAGGCAGCCCCCGACCCAAGCUGUCGUGGCUGAAGGACGGGGAGCCCCUGGUGCCCACGGAGCGGCACUUCUUUGCUGCCGACGCUCAGCUCCUGGUGAUCAUGGAGAGCCGGCCGUCCGACUCUGGCCAGUACGCCUGCGAGAUGGCCAACACCUUGGGGGUGGAGAGGGGCCUGUCCGUGCUGAGGGUCCUCCCAGCGAAAUCUCCACUGGGGCCGAUUGGUUCGGACACGGACGGUAUGACGACAGGCAUUGUGGUAAUCGUGGUGGUACUCUGCAUUGUGGGCACCUCCCUGGUCUGGGUGCUCAUCAUCUACAAGACGAGAAAGCGGCAGCGGAGGGACUGCGGUGGUGCUCUGCCACCUGGUGACCACCCCUCAGCCGCUAGGCCUGAGCACGAGCCCUUCCUGACGACAGGCGCCCACAACGACAUUGAGGCGUCUGCUCACGACCUCUGCACCGACACUGGCUCCGAGCGCUCUUCGAGUAAAGAGAGCGGUCAUCGGAGUACAGAGGACCUGGCUUCCCAAGUGGACAACAGCAGUCAGGUGUUCAUGCUGGGGGCCAACAGAGCAUCCUACUUCAUGAGAGACCAGCGCGACGGCAGCCUGAGUUCCACGAGCAGCAGCAGCCAGCAGACUCCCCCGACCUCCCGGGGGGUGUCGAGCUUCCGUCCCCGCACUGGCCUCUCGUCGUUGCAGACGACACCCCGUCGUCUGCUCAGGCAUCCCGUCGUGCUGGUCCACGGUGCGCCGCCCCCCGCAGCGGCGGCGCCUUCCCCCGGUGCCGGGGUCGAUGGGACCCGGCGCUGCCUCUCGGAGGGCGUCCUACUGGCCCGGGCAUCUCCGGACCGGCGGAGAGCAAGGAGGGGCUCGAGCGCGAGCAGCGAAAGCAGCGGCACCGCGGGGGGCAGCAGCGACGAGCGGGACUCGGGCUUCUCCACGUUCCCCCGCAGCGUCCGCAGUUGGAGUUCCGCAUCCCUACACUGCCGGUUACGGCCCAGAGAAGUUGUCAACGGCAGCAGCAGCAUGGCGACGGUGAGCGGCGGCGACUCUCAGCGCUCCUGCUCUCUCACGUCGGCGUCGGUCAGUCAGCAGGACGUCGGCUCCGCGCCGGCAGUCGCCGAACCGGCCACAGUCUACGGGACCCUGUCGCCGGGAAGACGACGCAAAACCCCGGUCGAGAUCGGCUGGAAGAGGUUACCCGGCCAGCCGGCCCGUGCCGCCGCCGAGACGGUGUAGCGACGGCACAACACCGAGAGGGCAGGAAUCGCCGCGAAAGUCGCGCGCUGACAUUUCGACGUGCGUGGAAGUCUCCGUGCUUUUGGUGGAGCGCCUCCGGUCGGACGCGGCUUCUCUAAAUCUCUCGAUGCUGAGCGACCUCCGUCGGCUCCGUCGUUCAAGCCGAACGCCGCGUCGGUGCACGGGCCGGUCGUCUGCUUCUUCCGUGUAGCGCAGCCAAAGAUAAUCUUAAAGAGAAAAACUACCCCGAGUGAUACGACGGGAGCGGCGAAGUUCCGAGGUAAAGGUAGCGGCGUCGUGCGCCAACGUUUUUGUGCCAUCUUGUCGGAGUUACCUGUCGUACCGUGUAUAUGUGUGUGUGUCUGUACAUAGCGAUAAUGUGCCUACGAGCGUAGUUGCACAGUGUACAUAGCGGUGCGCCGAGCUGCACCUUUAUUUAAAAGAAAGACGGUGUAAUUGUAAAAUGGUUGUUCGUGGUUGUAAAACAUAUCCGUGAAAAAGAGUUCCGCCAGACGCGCCGUUCCCCGCGGUUGUCGUUGUACCAUAGUCAUUCACGAGGCAUCGAGUCUAUUGUAUAGUGCCCGGCAGGGAGUAAAGACUUCAUCCGAAAGCGUCUGCGGUUCGACAGAGAUGAGCACCGCGGUUCGACGAUUUCCGCGGUGGGAGUCUAGUGGGCCGUCUUAUUCUUGGAAGCAUUUUGAACCGCGUCGCAAAUUUGCGACCGGUUGCGGCAACAAAUACACGAGUACCUGCGCCGCUAGACCCUGCCGCGGACCUCGCCGGAACUUCAAGCGCGGUGUUCUCCUAAGAAUACCUUCGAAAGUGUGUGUUAGCUCAAGCGUUCAUGUUCAUUCAUCAUUGUCAUUUCUCAGUCAGUGUAUAUAGAUGGUGUACAUAGAGGUGUAUAUAGCUUCCUUGAGGGAAGGCCGUUUGUAAUGUAACAUUAGUCACUCUUGAUGGCAUGAUGUCUUUUGUUUCUGUAUUUAAAAAAAAGAAAUGUUUUCAUAAAUAGGCAGUUUUUUUGUUUUUUUCUUUCACCACAUUAGUUGGUGCUCUGGUUUUGGUUAAUAGCAUUGGCCAUUGGCCCAAAUCACCAAUGGCAAAAUCUGCCGGCGGAUCUGGAACAGUCCGAAAGAUCUCCACGCUCACACUUCAAAGGUAGCAAACGGUAGCUCACGUUUGCAAAUUUGUAAGGAUGCCAGGAAAAAAGCGCAUCAAAAACCGCUCCAAAUUCUUCUGCGGAUCUUGCCACAACCUUGCGUUUUGGCUAUCAUUUCUUUCUUCUAAAAGGCUAUGAAUAUCAUGCCGACUGUUGUGCUACUAAAUACUAUCGUUAUUAAAGCUGUCUAGUAUCUCAACUAACCUUCUAGGAUCUGAGUCGUUCAUUAGGCAACAAGAGUUACAAAUUUAAUGUCUUUUCGGGAGUCCAGCAAUCGCAACCUACAGAAUAAGUAAACCACAAUUUGAGAUAGUUUUUUUUUUAUUAAUAUUCAACAUGUCCCUUUUUUAUGUCCUCUUACAAUUUGUGGUACAAAUCAUUUCUGCCUCUGUAGCUUAUUAAAGCCAGUCAUGAUAUGUGGCCUCAGACUGAACUAGUGUACAAGUUUCCACUCAGGAUGGAGAGGAAAAUGUGUGAAUUACAUUUCGCCUGGGAAAGAAUAGAGGAAGAAAAACAUUCCUUACUGAAGGGUUUGUCACAUUUCUGCAUUGUCAGCUCCGACAGAUACCUAGUGCCAAUUGUUCUGUUCUAUCAGGGUUUUUAGUUCUUUAAGUACCAAAAGAGAGGUGUGUCAUGUUCAGUGUUACAUAUAUAAAUAAAUAUAUAUAUAUAUAUAUACAUGCAUCUUGGUACUGUAGAUAAGUGUAAGUAACUGUAUUUAAAAAGUUUCAGCUUUUAUUUUUUUUUCUGAAGAAUUUAGAAUUAUAGUGCCACUGUAUUAUGCCAACUGCUCGAAACAGGUUUUAAGCAGUUGAUUCCGACAAAAGUGCCAUAUGUUUUUGCAAAAGAAAGCGUAUGUUCGAAAUAUCGGCUGCCAUACUCGAACGUAAAAGAAAAUGUUAUAUGCACCUUGUUUGUUUUCGCAUUGUUACUGGUUUUUGUAGUUUCUGAAUGAGCCGAGCCAAAUCUUUGCAUCUGUUGAAACUGUUUUUGAUUUUUGUUCACCUUGUUUGAUCUAGACGCCAGAUUGGGAACGGAGGCCAACGUAAAAUAUUUUGUUUGUUGCAAUGUGCAGUGGCAAUAUACGGAGUUGUAAUAAAACUCGGUAUGCACAGUA
This is a messenger RNA of Ixodes scapularis (black-legged tick), 6025 nucleotides long. RefSeq names its product leucine-rich repeats and immunoglobulin-like domains protein 3. Bases 321 to 3749 code for a protein of 1142 amino acids. Lineage: Eukaryota; Metazoa; Arthropoda; Arachnida; Ixodida; Ixodidae. The record is from RefSeq and is a predicted model, not a curated record. The transcript has 20 exons. Gene Ontology annotation, molecular function: protein binding.